CCACAUCUCAGUAGGGGAGGGAGACGGGGCUAGCUGGGGCUGGAACCGCGAAGCUGCUCUGGCUCUGCAGCUGCCCUGGGUGUUCCAAAUAACCCUAUGUAAAUCUUUGGAAAAUGCUGUAGGCUGUUGAAGUUGUUGCAAGAAAUCAUCCUGGAAACAACAUUUUGCCAUUUCAUUCAAUGCCUAACAUUGUAGACACAGAAAGAUCAAAUGAUUCUAGAAACAGUGACCUUAAUAAGCCUGAAAGAAAGUCUCCAGAGCAGAAUUUGAAAGUUGCCACCAAAUCCUUCUGCUCCACUGAUGCCCCAACAGCACCAUUGGGUUCUGGUGAUGGUCGCUAUCCAUGGAGUUGUCCAGUGACUCAUACUCGGGAAAAAAUCUAUGCCAUCUGCUCAGACUAUGCUUUUCUCAACCAGGCAACCUCAAUUUAUAAAACUCCAAAUUCUACUCUUUCUUCUUGCCUUGCCAAUAGCACUUCUGUUGCUGUUGGAAAUAAUUCAGCCAGAUACAUUGGUAUCCCAACUAGUUCCUCAGAGAUCAUCUACAAUGAAGAUAGUAACUUGGAAAGCUUAUCUAAUAGUUUUGGCAAGCUGCCACUUGCCUGGGAAAUCGAUAAGUCUGAAUUUAAUGGAGUGACUGCAAACUUGAAAAACAAAUCAGGCAAUGUGAAGAAACAAAUUUCCAAAAAAAAGACUUCCGAAAAAAAGGGAAAAUAUAACAAGGAGUGUCCUCAGUAUUCUACUCUUGAAGAUAUGAAGCAGCGGAAAGUAUUAGACCUCAGGCGAUGGUACUGCAUCAGUCGACCUCAGUAUAAGACUUCCUGUGGUAUCUCUUCAUUGAUAUCUUGUUGGAAUUUCUUGUAUAGCACAAUGGGAGCUGGAAACCUUCCACCUGUUACUCAAGAAGAGGCUUUGCACAUUUUGGGCUUUCAACCCCCAUUUGAAGAUAUUCGGUUUGGUCCUUUUACUGGAAAUACCACAUUAAUGAGAUGGUUUAGACAAAUUAAUGACCACUUCCAUGUAAAAGGCUGUUCUUAUGUUCUCUAUAAACCUCAUGGAAAGAAUAAAACAGCAGGAGAAACUGCUUCAGGGGCAUUGUCAAAAUUAACACAUGGACUGAAAGAUGAAUCACUGGCUUACAUUUACCAUUGCCAGAAUCAUUACUUUUGUCCAAUUGGAUUUGAAGCAACACCAAUUAAAGCUAAUAAAGCAUACAGCAGGAAUCAUUUGUUACAGCAAGAAGUAGAAUACUGGAUCUUAAUUGGAGAGCCAAGUAGAAAACAUCCUACCAUUCACUGUAAAAAAUGGGCAGACAUUGUUGUUGACCUUAACACUCAAAAUCCAGAAUACCUCGAUAUUCGACACCUAGAAAGGGGACUACAGUAUAGAAAAACAAAGAAGGUAGGGGGGAAUCUACAUUGCAUCAUAGCCUUUCAGAGACUUAAUUGGCAAAGAUUUGGCCUUUGGAACUUCCCAUUUGGAAAUAGCCGACAAGAAACACAACCUCCAGCGCAUACACUUGCCAAAUCUGAGAGUGAAGACAACAUCUCUAAGAAGCAUCAUGGGCGUCUGGGCCGAUCUUUGAGUGCUAGUUUUCAUCAGGAGUCAGCAUGGAAAAAGAUGUCCAGUAUUAAUGAAAGAAGAAAUAGUGCCUAUUUGGGUUAUAGUGAUUAUGAUGGAAAUGAUUAAAUGGAUAGGUACUGCACAGUUGUGUAUGAAAAAUAGGACAUGCAGUAGUAGGGAGUUUUACUGAGCUUAUGUUAUGUAUGAAUAGAUCCCAUCGUGUGGGAAAAACACAGUCUUGUAGUUUCUCAGUACCUAAGCUUGUAUAUGAUUGUGAUGGGUAAUCUCAGAUGUGUGAACAGAUAAGCACAGAGUAUUGAUCUUGUAAAAUUAAAGAAAAUAAGCAAUCAAAAUUAGAAAGCAAUUUCUUUUUAAAAACCAAACUCAAACUGUGAUUACUUUCUAAACAUGUUGAAGAUUAAGGUAUGUUUAACAGAAUCAAGAUAUGAACUACUUAACCAAGCAUGAAACUUUAAAAUAACUUUUCUCAGAUGAACAUUGAAGAUUAUUCUGCAUUUAAGAUUAAAAUGUAAGUCUUCAUCAUCCCUUUUAAAAAGGGUAGCUGAUAGAGCUACCAAUUACUAAUUUCAGCUAAGGUAUAUAAUGAUAAUCAAGUCUCAUCUGAAAUUGUCCAGUGUGCUUUGGUAGCUCUCUAUACAAUUAUCAGUAUCACUACCACUACACUUGACUUUUUGCUUGUUGACCUUUAUCAGAAAUCUCAAACAUCUUGGAACUGAGUGCACCAUCUAUUGGUUGUAGGUAAUAUAGUCCAUUGACUCAAUAUACUCUUGCUUUUUUUGACCUGGUAAAUUUCUGUAAAACAUAGAUUAGAAAUCUGGGUCCUAUUUGUAAUCCGUGGAGCUUUUAGAUUUUUAAAUUUAAUUUGGGGGAGGGAUGGGUUAGGUGUCUGGACCUUCAAACUACUACAUAGUGAUAUGGAAUGGGAUCUCCUAGGACCUUAUGCCUCCACUAUAGGGUGGAGGCAUAAGUUAGUAUAAACAUUAAGGAAUAUUUAAGCCACUGAGUACAACCACGCUGAUGCUUUAAUUGUCUGUCUGAUUCAGUCUUACUGUAAGAUUCAUGAAUCUACUGCUGAAUCCCUAAAUCCUAUCCACAUUAUCAGUUGAUACAUAAAGCAAGUGUUAAAGACAAAAAAAAACAAAACCUGAGGGGUGCAUUUCACAUGCUAGAACUCUAUACUCUCACUGGGGAAAUUCUGAACCCUACUCUCACUGCUGCCAAUUUGUGAAUUAUAGAAGCCGGGGUUUUCUUGCUCUUCUUUCUUUUCAAGGGUCUUUUGGGGGUAUUCAAACAAAUACCUUCAUUAUUGCAAAGUAGUGAGACUUUGGCAGUUCCUCUGAAAUAUACCUCUAGUAAAAGGUGGUUCCUAGUUUAUUUUUUUUAAUUCCAUAUUGAUUAUCCACUUGUGUAAUCUACUAAUGAGAACAUGGUAAUAGGAUGCUCUUUUUUUUUUUCAUAAAAGGAACACUAAACCUAUGUUUAAAUAAAAGGGGUUAGGAUUUGUAGGUUGCUGAUUUUGUUAACUAA
Vombatus ursinus (common wombat) is the source of this 3110-nucleotide messenger RNA. RefSeq names its product basic, immunoglobulin-like variable motif containing (gene BIVM). The record is from RefSeq and is a predicted model, not a curated record. Gene Ontology annotation, biological process: nucleotide-excision repair. Lineage: Eukaryota; Metazoa; Chordata; Mammalia; Diprotodontia; Vombatidae. Bases 180 to 1688 code for a protein of 502 amino acids. Gene Ontology annotation, cellular component: nucleus. The transcript is spliced from 10 exons. Gene Ontology annotation, molecular function: DNA endonuclease activity; single-stranded DNA binding.